Messenger RNA from Etheostoma cragini (Arkansas darter), 6494 nucleotides. RefSeq names its product NKD inhibitor of WNT signaling pathway 1 (gene nkd1). Lineage: Eukaryota; Metazoa; Chordata; Actinopteri; Perciformes; Percidae. The record is from RefSeq and is a predicted model, not a curated record. Gene Ontology annotation, molecular function: calcium ion binding. Gene Ontology annotation, cellular component: cytoplasm. Bases 155 to 1498 code for a protein of 447 amino acids. Gene Ontology annotation, biological process: negative regulation of Wnt signaling pathway. The transcript is spliced from 10 exons.
GCUCGUUUGGCUUUCCAGUUGUACGGUCCUGUAGCAACCUGAGCGCAGUCUGCUCUCGGUCUCUACGAACGCUCCUCUGUCUGGAUACCAUAGUUUCUAUAUUCCUCUGGAUUAUAUUUUCUGAUGGUUUUCAACUCCAACUCGAUGCAUAGAAAUGGGUAAACUGCACUCGAAACAUGCCGCUAUUUGUAAACCGAGGGAGAGUCCAGAAGGCGACAGUUUUGUAGUCAAUGCCUGUUUGGCGAGAAAGGGUAUCGACGACUGGCUCGUGAAACAGAAAUACUAUUGCACGAGCUCUCGCCUCGAGCAACAGGACUGUCACCACAAGAACAACUGCGGUUUGACUACACGGGAAUCCAUGGAUGAAGCAUGUGCAGAAGAGAUUGGCAAUGAACACUACCGUUUAGAAGUGGCUUUACCACCAGAGAAGACAGACAGCUGUUGUGUGGAGGAGAAGAUGCAGGAGAGGGACAGCCAAUCUCCCGCAGGGCCACAGAAACAGCUCAAGUUUGAAGAGUUGGAGUGUGCUGUGUCUGUGGAGGAGGAUAACCGUCAGGAGUGGACCUUCACCCUCUAUGACUUUGACAAUAAUGGCAAAGUAACCAGAGAGGAUAUCACCAGCCUCCUCCACACCAUCUAUGAGGUCGUGGACGCCUCCGUCAACCAUUCACCCAGCAGCAGCAAGACAUUGCGGGUCAAGCUGUCGGUGGCUCCUGACUCCAGCCAGCGGUGGAGGACUUGUACGCAGGGUGCGGCAGACAUGUCCUACCCCAGAGAGAAAAAUGACAAGUGCAUAGAAGACCCCAAGAGUGCAGACAAGAAGACACGAGCACUCCUAAGGCGCCACCACAGUGACCACCACACCCAGCCGGGCUGCCAGCGCCACUGUGUGGAUGAGAACCUAGAACGCAGGAACCACUACUUGGACCUGGCAGGCAUCGAAAACUACACAUCCCGCUUCGGAGCCGCACCCACCACAGAGCCUACGAAGGCAGAGCCUCAGACCCGCUCAUCCAACCAGACUCGUUCUCGCUCCCAUGAACCAGAAAAUGGCCACUCCUAUUCCCACCACCGCCGCUUGCAGACUGUUGUGGACACUGUUGCUCCGGACAGCCUCCACCCCACCCGUACACGAGGCCAAGACUCUGGGAAACAUGCCCUCCGUUCUCCUAAGACCCACAGCCGCAUGCCUCCUGCGCAGAUCAGUAGCAGGGUUAUGAGGAGCCGAGGUGUCCCUCCUCCCCCGGCACUACCCAGCCAGACCCCCCCUUACCAAUCCACAGCUCCCUAUCGUAAGCACAAGCAGCGGUCCAAGGAAAGCCAGGGCUACAGGGCCUUAGGCUCUCAGGCUCCUGGACCAGUGGUGGAGAAGGAGCAGGUGAGGGACCUGCCCAGUGUGCUGCUGUACGAGGGGGGGCUCGCCCAAGUGGUGCAGCGGCAUGAGCAUCACCACCACCAUGAACACCAUCACCACUACCACCACUUUUACCAGUCCUGAAUGUUUUACCCUGCCUGGGCCAGCUCAGCACUCCUACAGUCCCACAAUACCCAACCAGGCCAGCAGACUCUGACUGCAAGCAGCUCCCUCCUCAACCCCUGGCCAACCCUGCGUUGUGCAGUACUGCCGUGCCUUUGUGGUGGACACAGAACAUGGGUUGGAGAGGAGGAUCAUGGAAGGGAUGUCCCAGUGAUUUGAGGUUAUUAGUCAGUGUUAUAAAGAGGUUGGUCGGACAUACAAAUGCUCGGUUAUGCAGCAGGACAGUGAUUCAGGGCCAAAGUAGGGCCAACGACUGAGGAUCGAGGCUGGGGCUAGAGAGGAGGCACCGGGGGACAAUUUGAUAAAUUACCCCGAAGUUCCUGUUGCCCCCGACCCUGUCAUCCUCUACAUAAUAGACUCUACGGCUCCACACUAGCACCACAACCCUUCCAGACCACUAAGCCAAAAGGUUUUUUAAAAGGAGGGACGAGAGGAGGAAAGACUGUGAUGUAAAGACAAAAAUAUAUGAAGGAAUAGGUGUGUGUGUGUGUGUGUGUGUGUGUGUGUGUGUGUGUGUGUGUGUGUGUGUGUGUGUGUGGGCGUAGCGAGAGUGUGUAUGUGAGUGUCACGACACUGGUGUCUGUUUAAAUCCACUUGAAGUGCGCUCAUGUGUGCGUGAGUAUUUAAAGCAGGCUGACAGUCAGGUUUUUGAAGAUGAAAAUGAAGAUUCUGAUUCAAGCACGCAAUACCCUGUAAGCAAAAAUGGGAAGAAAAAAUGUUGAAAUGUUUUAAAGUAAAAAAGAACCGCGAUCCCAAAUCCGCUGCUACCUCCAAUUUUACCCUAAUUGUUUUUAUAAUGAUUUUUUUGACUAAGCGUUCAGAGGUUAUUUUCAAAUUACUUCAAAACUUUUUGGAAAGAAGAGAAAUCAUGUCAUAAUCUGCAGAACUUAAGUGUCAAAAAGCUCAUUACUUUUAUGAACUAUCAUUGACUGUACAUAAGGUAUAUAUUAUCAACUUUAUAAGCUUUGUUGAUAAUGUGAUAUCGUUGUAUUCACUAUCUGAAGCUUUUAUGUUUGUUUUUCUUCACAACAGCAUUUUAUAAUACCACUCAGAGCCUCAAGACUAGAAAAUGAACAACUGUAUUACUUACUCAGGCUCAAACUCUUUCCUCCGUCUUUUUCUUCUUUUCUUUCUUCAACUUUCUCACAAUGUGAUUAGAUACAUAAGUGCAACUCAACUCUCAACACUGCUGUUCAGUCGCUCAACCUCUCAACACAUAGAAAUAUUUUAAAGCAUCAUUUUUAUUUAAUUUUAUGUCUAUAUUAAUUUUAUUUAAAGCUGUAGUGUGUAACUUUUUGAUAUUAAUGAACAUCCAUUAUAUUCAAGCCAUUGCAAUUAAUCCUCCGUGUGCUGUCCUCCGUGUGCUACUAGCAACUAUGUGGAGGUUGUGUGGGGGUGGUACGCAAUCACAGGCUUGUAUCAGGUGGAUACGCCAACAGUGUUGUUGUAAUUAUUUAGAAUUCCUCAUGGGGGAGACAGAAACUACGUACUAUAGCUUUAACCUUUAUUUAUACAGCUAAUCUAAUUGAGACCCAGGGUAUCCUUCUCAAGCAAGACCUGGUCAAGGCACAACAGCAAUACGACACCAAGUUACAGACAGAAAGGAAAAUAGGACAUGAGUCAUGAAGUGAUAAGUGCCAAAGUGGGCCACAACCGCCACGGCAACGCUGUUAAAGUGACAUGUAAAUGGAUAAAUAAUUAGGCAGCAGACCUAAAUGGGAUUUGUUGAAGAAAUUAUACCACUGCAGAGUUCUUGACCUUCCUACUUGCUGAUUAUUUGCACCAGUGUGAUGGUACUGCAGAAAUAUGAAUUAGAAACUGAAAAACGACCUGCAACAAUUUGAGAAAACUAGAGGAAAUGUAUCAAUGCUUUGGUCCAGUUAUUCUGUGUUUCAUCAUACAGCAAUUGCCCUUAACAGUCAGCUCUCUUUUUUUAUUCAAAGUGCUCAUAUUAUGCUUUUUGGCUUUUCCCCUUUCCUUUCUGUUAUAUUUCUUUUUGUGCACGGUAUCAGUUUACAAAGUGAAAAAUCCCACCCCAAAUGGACUUACCAUCUCCAACAGAAAACACUGUCCCAAACUGCUUUAUUGCGGUCCAGCCUUUUCCGUGACAAACGUGUAUCACUUUGUAAUAUGUUAAAAUACUCGCCUAGCUGCCAGCGUAGCACGCCCUCAUACUUUGCUUCUGACUGGCUAGUAGUCCUUAACUAGCUCCUGCGCAUGUGCGACUCCCAACAAAGAUGGAGCAGAAAUGAGAUGCCUCACUCUGUAGCUAAAACAGAGAGCUCAACACACAGGAUAAAAAGAGGAGCUGCAGCCAUGUUCAGUUAAACACAAAUAUGGUGUUUUUUGACAAUUAAACCACGUAAACCUAUUCUGGUAGAGCCUCAAAAUACAAUUAUGAACUUGAAAAUGAUCAUGAUAUGAACACUUUAAAUUUUCCAAAGUAUCAGCAGUUAAAUCACACCUCCUCAGGUCCAUGAUACACUUAAAAACAAAGAGAGAAACUAGAGAUGAUGUGAUCUUGACACCAGUGGAUUAGAACUCUCCAAUUCUGGCUCAUACCUUUUGGCAUAAUUUGCAUAAAUUGAAACCAAGGUACAUGCAGCCAGUUAGAUUGGUUCAUUCAUUCAUCAGUGUGGAGUUUGUCCUUUUUUAAGGAGAGUUUUUUUUGUUAAUUAUGCAGAGAAAUAUUUUGCUGAGCACGCAUGUCAUUUUUCAACCCCGCCCUGUCUUAGAACCAAGCAGUUAUACAUAUUUACACCUGGUAGUUGUCCAGCGCCAUGGUUAUCUUUUUGGAUAAUUGGAAUAUUUUUUUUUUUUUUUACUACUUUCAGGAUAGCACUUUCCGUAACUCGUUGACCACCCUUUGGCCUUGCCCAGGGGUCACGCGUCUGCUCCCGCUGUUUCCCGCUGUUUCUUCCUGUCCCCCAGCUGUCAGCAGGUCUUUCACCGUGUGCCGCCAUGUGGCCUCAGAGCUCAGCCAACAAGGCUCUGUUUGUGGUGUGGCGGGGCCAGAGCUCUUUCAGCUGUCUCAUUCCUCUGGUGCUGGAUAACACUGGGCCCGGCCCACAGUCUCCACUAGACCCAUAACUCACCGCUGCUGCUCUCCUGCCAGCACCAGGCGCUGUCUGUUCAUCCUAUCCCAUGAUGCUCUGUGGGCGCUGCCAUAAACAUUCAGUUGUGGAGGCCACCAACAUGCGAGGCAGUGAACUGAGAACUGCAAAUGUAAGGCUGUUAAUCACCUUGUAGGUUCUCCAGGGUGGUAGUUAACUGAUUUCUCACGGGCUAUUCUUGGUGAACACACAUGUUCUCUUCAGCACUAGAAAUGACCUGCCCUUAUGUAUCCACAGUCGUUUGUUAGGGUUUAAAUCCUGUGCGCAAGGGGAACCUAAUCCAUACAGAGAAAAUGAUGGCCCACCAGUGUCCAAUCUCUAUCGGCUAUGUUUGAUUGUGUUAGGUUGCCUUAAGCGUGUGCAUGUGUUUUUGAUGAGCAAGAAUGCAGUGCAUGUCUGUCUUGCCCUCAGCCCUGCAGUGUCCUCUCACAGCUGCAGGCCGUCCUUUAGCACAGGCACCAGUCAGACUGGUCAUCCCACAGGACCCACCGCCCGCCCCUCCCCCCCACCCCCUGAGGGGAAUCACAGCUGCGCUCCAUACCUCAGCUUCCUCACUGCUGUUCCUGGACAAGAAGUCCUCGCUGCUGGAGCCCUCACACAACUGUAACACCUUUUGUCAAGGGUUUCCUCUCACCCGAAACAGUGUUGAUACCAGCGUGACUCUCCAAAUAUAAGCAGUGUGGAAUUGGUAGCCUGGUUUUCUGGUCCUGCCGGGUGGUCCGAAUCGACACGGUGAGCCAGGGCUUCUGAAGGAAUUUGGGUGAAAGGAUCAGGCAGACCCACAGCCAGGUUGCAAUUUUUAAACUUUUUUGACCCUGAGAGAGUUCUACUGAACUGAAAGGACUUGAUUUAUUGCCCUGCUUCACAUUCAUACAAUGACCUGAACUCACAUCUGAAAGCUGUCCACUAGAAACACACUUUCAUACUGCUGACUUCAGCCCUGCAGCAUCACAAAAGCAACUGGGGGGGGUCACAUACCUUGCUCAAGAGCACCUCUACAGUAUUUGUUGAGAGUUGGGAAAGCUGGGAAGUUGAGAAAUUCUUUCCUCAAUUUUGUCACAGACUGUACAAAAUGCUCUUGGAAAAAAAAGUCCUUUAGAAACCUGUUUAACCUUCAGGCUGCCAAUCAAAAUUUUUCUUCUGCCUUUCAUCAUACCCUGGCAAUAUAUAGAUAUUUUGGGAUCAGAAUAAUAAAAAUAUUAAGGUUUUCAGUCAUCCGUUAUCCAUGUAAAUCUAUCAGAAUGUUAAUUUUUUCCAUUAUAUAUAUUGUUUUUAUUUCAAACGAUCAAUGCCUCUCACAACCAUUUUUUUCAUCAUCCUCCAUCUUCAGUCCUGUUGUAUAGAGUCCUGGGUAUUCAGAGCCACACCUUCAUGUUAAUACAAUAUGUAUUCCACCACUAAUUUGCUUUGAAGAUCAUGUAUUAACAUUUAAAAAAAAAAAACAGCUGUACAUAGUGUACUGCAGAAAGGAUAAGCCAGUAUCAUGUAGAAAGAAUAUAAGGCAUAUUUAUAAUAAAAAAAACUGUUAAGCUAUCUCACUUGCCUACUGUUAGCUAGUACUCCAAUAUCCACCAUGCCAAUCCCACAAAGCAGGGAGGAUUUGUUACCUGUCUAUCGCACAAGCUGUUUCUCUCUCUCCACAUGCAGAAACACUUUCACUUGGUGUUGUACAAGAAAGUUGUUUAGCACUAGCUGUUUCUCCGUUUUUCCUUUCCCUCCUAAUGUUUUAUUUCUUUGUUUAGUUUAUAUAGAUUGUAUUUGAUUAAUUCCUUUAUUUAUUUGAUAGCAGAUCUGUGCCGAGGGAAAAUACCCUUUUUAUCAUUAAAAUAUGAACCUGUUCCUUA